UAUGACGGUUUGUCCAAGAUGAAAGCGAAACAGUUACUUCAAACAAUGCUCCUUAUAAAAACCGUUGGCGUAUUCUCCCUAUUACAUAUCCAAGCAAAGAAGUUCGGAUUGUCUGGCCAUAUAGAUUGGCGAGUGAACUCCAAGAGGGAAAAGGUCAAGGAGAUGAUGAAGUUUGCUUGGAAAGGAUAUGCCGAAAAUGCCUGGGGCUUCAAUGAGCUCAACUCGGAGCUAGGAGUUCCGCACAAUGAGAGCGUUUUUGGAAGUCACCACAUCGGACUGAGCAUAAUCGACAGCCUGGACACCCUGUUCAUAAUGGGUCUAAAGGAGGAGUACGAGCAAGGUCGCAAGUGGGUGGCUGAUAACUUCACUCUGGACCACAUAGAUGGCUACCUUUCGGUGUAUGAGCUAACUGGUCGCAUUGCCGGUGGUCUCCUCUCCAUGUACGCCAUAACUGGGGACGAUGUGUAUAUAACCCAGUCUGAAUAUGUGAUAAGGAAACUUCUGCCAGCCUUUAAUUCAUCAAUGCAUAUACCGCAUGCCAGGAUUAAUCCUGCAGCGAAGAAAGCUGCUCCUCAUUCGUGGACUCCUGAAUCGCUUCUCGGCGAGAUUGGCAGUUUGAACAUGGAGUUCUAUUACACCAGUGAGAUCACCGGACACCGGAAAUAUCGACCCGUAGUGCAUCAUGUGCGGGACCAACUGGACAUGUUGUUCAAACCGCGCGACAUGUAUCCCGAUUAUAUUCAUCCCAGGACGGCCCUCUGGGGACCCCUGAAAAUGUCCAUGGGACCCAAGGGUGGCGGUGGAUUGUACGAGUGUAUGCUCAAGUCGUGGUUAAGAUCGAAUCAGCUGGACGAUCAAGCACGUGACCUGUACAUGAAGGCUAUCCAUCAGGUAAUCAAUAGCAUGGUGGGACUAAGCUUUGGUGGUCUUACCUAUGUGGGAGAACUGUCCAAUUUCCAUGUGAUCCGACGGAUGGAGCACUCUACCUGCUUUACCGGCGGACUUUUUGCUUUGGGUUCCCAGGCUUUUUACAAUGAUUCCCAGCUGGAGGCCAAACACCUGCAGUUGGGCAAGGAUCUGGCCUUAACCUGUCGUGAGAGCUACAGACGUUCAGCCACUGGACUGGGACCAGAGUCCUUUCAAUUCGACUCUGUGCCCAGGGAAGAUGCCACCGCCAGGGAGAGCGAUUCGAAGGCCUAUCGGUUGAGACCGGAUGUGGUGGAGACCUAUUUAAUAUUGUGGCGCCUCACCCACGAUCAGAAGUAUCGCGAUUGGGGCUGGGAGGUGGUGGAGGCCCUGGAGAAAUAUUGCCGCACGAAGUUUGGUUUUGCUGGUCUGCAGAAUGUCUACGAUCCAAAGAGUCCUAGGGAUGGAGUGCAGGGAAGUCACUUCUUGAGCGAGACUCUCAAAUUCCUGUAUCUUCUGUUCUCCAAGGACUCGCUGUUGCCCCUCAAGAAGUGGGUCUUUAACACCGCGGGUCAUCCGCUUCCCGUUCGCUAUAUAAACAAUAAGUUCCGCGGCAACCAGCUGAAGCCCUAUGUUCACUUCUCAAUUUAAUUUCAGACUUAGAUUAUAUAUACUUGUAUUUCCCAAAUAAAGAAAACAAGUUAC
This is a messenger RNA of Drosophila suzukii, 1611 nucleotides long. Its product is annotated as mannosyl-oligosaccharide alpha-1,2-mannosidase IA-like. The record is from RefSeq and is a predicted model, not a curated record. Gene Ontology annotation, cellular component: Golgi membrane; endoplasmic reticulum. Gene Ontology annotation, biological process: mannose trimming involved in glycoprotein ERAD pathway; carbohydrate metabolic process. Lineage: Eukaryota; Metazoa; Arthropoda; Insecta; Diptera; Drosophilidae. Gene Ontology annotation, molecular function: calcium ion binding; mannosyl-oligosaccharide 1,2-alpha-mannosidase activity.